Messenger RNA from Eutrema salsugineum, 2133 nucleotides. RefSeq lists its product as uncharacterized. The transcript is spliced from 5 exons. Bases 1 to 2133 code for a protein of 710 amino acids. NCBI's taxonomy places the organism in Eukaryota, Viridiplantae, Streptophyta, Magnoliopsida, Brassicales, Brassicaceae. The record is from RefSeq and is a predicted model, not a curated record.
AUGUCUUCUAGUUCUUCGAUCAACACUUCUUCUCAUCAAAUUCUCCCGGAAGAUCACCGUGAAUCUUCUGAGUCGAACUCCUCCUCAUCAAAUCCUUCUUCAUCAAGCUCCUCUCGGGUGGCGAGUAACCAACCGACUUUAGUUCGCAAGAACUCUAGAUCGACGAUCGAGACUCGUGAGACGGGAGCUCGAGCCGGACCGAACGUUGUUGGCGACAAUCAUGAAAUCGAGGAGGUCGUUGAAUCCGAAGAAGAGAAUCUUGAAGAGAACGACGCCGAAGUAGAUGUUGCCGAGGACAACCUUGAAGCGGUGAAUCAUGCCUCACCGCCAAUACCGAAACGAAAAGUUAUCUGUCCUCAUGACGUACCGGCUUCUUCUCUUUUUCCGAGGGCAGUUCAGACCGUACUCGAAGCUCACAGGCUCGCAGAAAGAGUCGUCUUCAUUAUACCUGAAGCUGGAGAUCGGCCAUGGGACGUUUCCGAAGGCUUCCUCUGCAUUUAUUUAACUUACUUCACGCAAUGCGGGCUCUCUCUUUCGAUCCCCUCUCGUCUUCUCGGAUAUUGCAAUCGGCGAGGCAUGGCCCUUACUCAGAUGAUGCCAGCGUCGGUGACAAACUAUGUAGGUUUCGUUACCUUAUGUACCGAGCUCGACAAAAUUCCGACUAGCCGGCUCUUUGAAGAUCUCUUUUCAGUCAGAAUUCACAAGUCCAAAGAGUGGUUCUUCGCAGCGAACGCCAAACCGAACAAGGAUAUCGUCACUGGGAUCAAGCCUAGUAAAUAUAACGACUGGGAAUCCCAGUAUUUCUUUCUUGAGAUGAACGAUCUCGCAGUCAGCAAUUCUGACAUCCCAACUCAAUCGGAGUGGAAGAUUCCGAUCGGUCGUCAUCUCCCAAGCAUUCUUCUCAAUUCCGGACUCACUCUUGAAUUCCAAGCAGCCUUUAGCGAAGCCGGCAAACGUUGGGAAGAAAUCCUUCAUCGCCGAGCUAAGAAAUCAGCUUCUGUUAAGGAACCGAAGCCCCUGAAGCCAAAGAGUCGAGCUAACAAGCCUCGAACUGCUCCCAGACAGAAGGCGCCAAAGCUGCAAGCUAAACGAGCUCGAACUUCCAAGAUGCUUUCGCUGGACGAGAUCCCUACUCUCUUCGAAAAGGAGGAACUGAAUGAUGCAGUUCCGAAUCCCAUCCCUUCCGCCAAAGGGAUCAAUGAACAGCCUGACGAACUGCCGCCAGCAGCGAACUCGCCUGACCAGGCUGGUCAGAAGAAGCUGAAAAAGAAGAUAUCCUCAAAGAAAAUCAAGAGGAUUGAAGGUUCUUCUCGGGCAAAGGACGCUACCGCCGAGCUCGACCCUCCGAUGACUGUGACAUCAGACCUCGCAAUCCCUCAGGAUCAGCCUGAAGCUUCCAACUCCCGAAAGAGACAAGAAAGAGGUCAUGCCGAGGAUUCUCCGGAACCAGAACCGGCUAAGAGGAAUAAGGUCUGUUUCGACUAUGAUGAGGAAGUCCCUUUUGAGGAGAACGUCAAUGCCUGCGCCGACCUCUACCAUAAGAUCUCCACUGAGGUCUCGAGUCUUUCAGCGAUCUCCGAGCUCCGGUCCCUAAUUGUACAAAGAGAUCGCGCGUACAACUGCCGUGGUAAUUUCCUGCUCGCCAGCCAGACCCACACUUUGGUCGCGGCAUAUGAGGUCGCUUUUUACGACGAACAGGUGAGAGUCGCAGAGUUGGAAGAACGGAUUUCCAAGGCUGAGGAUCGCCUUGCCACCGAGCCCCAAAUAAAUGAUGGGCUUCACACUGCUGUUGACCUGCUGAAGCAAGAGAGUUCGGAGCUUAAGGCAGUGAAAGCCGAACUGACAGAAGCGCAGAACUUACUUUCUCGAGAAUUCGAGAAAGAUAAGGAGCGACUGCAGGGUUUGGUGGCUCAUUGGAAGGGUCGAGCAAGGAGUGUUCACACGAAGGCCUGCGAACGCUUGGAGAAGGUUAUCCGAAGCUUGGACGAUGCUGAUCGGGCUCGUAAGCCUUACCUGGUGGUUAACCAGCUUACCGGAGUUCUCGGCUUCAUCAAACAGCUUAAGAAAAAAGGUUUGUAUGAGGUUCCGCCCGAGAUGGUGGCCGAGAUCAAGGCGAAGCAUGCUACGCUCUAG